This is a messenger RNA of Dermacentor albipictus, 2006 nucleotides long. RefSeq names its product MFS-type transporter SLC18B1-like. Gene Ontology annotation, biological process: transmembrane transport. The record is from RefSeq and is a predicted model, not a curated record. Gene Ontology annotation, molecular function: transmembrane transporter activity. Lineage: Eukaryota; Metazoa; Arthropoda; Arachnida; Ixodida; Ixodidae.
CCCCCCCCCGCGUGCCAGCACACGCUAUAUCGGAGGAAGUCGCCAUACUAGUGUUCUCUUGCUCGAACUCUCUUUUCUUCUUUUUUUUUCAUUUUCACACGUGUUAUUUGUUGCGGUAGCUGGCGGCAAGCGGCUUCUGGUUUCCGAUCGCGCACUCCGCACAUUUUUCCUGGAGCGCAGUACACGAGUGCAGCUCGUCGCUUCCAGGCAACAUCGGGAACCGCUUUUCAGCCGCUUACGAGUGAGCAGCUGAGCCUCGCUGCUUUUGUCACGGACGCAACGACAGGUGCUGGAGUGCAGAACCUUGGAGUGUCAAUCUUCGCAUCGUCAUGCUAGAUGUUGCAGAAAGCUCAAGACAAGCGUUUCAAUUGAAGAAUGAAGGUGGGUACAUCAAUGGUGUAUUCAUCAUCGAUCCAUCAGAUGCAGUAAAGGAAAGCACAGAAAAAGGCAGUGCACGCGACCACCAACAGAAGCAUGCCUCGAUGCCGACCAGAAGCCUGUUGGUCGUUAUUCGCCAAAGCCAAUGGAUGCUGCCCUUGAUCUACACUCACAUCUGGAUGUCCGCUGCCUUUGCAAUCAUGCAACCAUUUUUCCCGCCUUUGGCUGCUGCUGGUGGUCUGGAGGCUUGGAAGUACGGCUUUUUCUUUUCUGCCACUAAGGUCGCGAUGUUGCUGGGAUCUGUGCUAAAUCAACGGCUUAUGGCCAUUACAUCACCACGGAAGUGCUAUUUGGCAGGACAGAUUGGUUAUAUGUUAUUUACUGUACUUCUAGGGCUUAUGUACUGGUCACCCGGCGGCAAAGUUUUCCUUGGCCUCUGUCUAGUACUCGCCAUCGUUGGUGGCUUCUUUUCUACCGUGUACAUCGUUUCGGCGUACUCUGUUGUCACUGCGGAGUUUCCGGUGCACACGGGACUCAUAAUUUCUACAAUGGAAUUCAUGUGGGGCGCAGGAUCUAUGAUCGGGUCUGGCAUCGGCGGUGUGCUAAUAGACGCCUGGGCUUUUCCUCUGCCCUUCUUCGUAAUGGCAGCACUGGUGAGCUUUUCACUCCCAUGGACGACCCGCUCGCCAAAGAUACCCGACAAACCUCUAGAAGAGGUUGAACAGCAUUCAAGCUCCGAGUCUCCAAAAAACCAGGAGAAUUUGUUCAAGCUACUCAUCGACCCUGUGUUCAUAAUUGACAUGGUUACGGUGAUGUUAAGUUGGAUCAUCAUGGGAUUUAAUGAGCCUACAUUAGAGCCACACCUGAGACAGUUUGGCCUAGACACAACUGAGCUUGGUGUCGUAUUCAUGGUUCAGUUCGCAAGCUAUACUGUCGCAGCCCUUGUCCUUGGUAUUUUGUGCCAAUUAAAGAUGGACGCGUUCUGUGCCUUUUUGGGCCAGUUUGUGACAGUGUUCGCUUAUCUUAUUCUAGGGCCAGCGCCCUUCAUCACAACAGAAGCGACUAUGUGGAUGGUAUACCUAUCUCAAGUGUUCACGGGAGCAGGCAUGGCCGGGCAAUUUGUUUGCAGCUAUUGUCAUUCAUUGAAGCACGCUGUGGCAAGAGGAUACUGUGAUGACAUAAAGACAACAUCGUUCAUUUCCACCAUAGUAAUUACAAGUCUCGUGUUUGGGGCUACAGUGACACCUCCGAUUGCCGGAUACCUUGUUGAAAGAUUUGGCUAUAAAUCAGGAUCAAUGUUUUUGUUUGGACUUCUAGUUAUAUGGACACCAGUUACGCUCAUCCAGUGGUUGGCGUCAUCAUGCAGCAACAGAAGAAAGAAACAAUCAAAAACGGUGCCACGCGUCUUAUAUCGGGAGCCUACAUUAUGUGUACGUGGCUGAGUUCACAUUUAGAUGAGCAUUUUAGAUGAGCCGGAAGGCCAUCUGGCCCGCCUAAAGACACCAUGAACUAAUUCCCCCCACCUGACGAAAUAAUGUUGUUUUUAUCUCUCUCUGUCUUUCUCUCGAGAACUUGCUAAAGCUCUGCGACGUGGCCUGCAGGCAUGUUUUACAUAAAUAAAUGUUAUA